Molecule: messenger RNA, 1263 nt
Organism: Symbiodinium natans
Lineage: Eukaryota; Dinophyceae; Suessiales; Symbiodiniaceae
Source: the annotation of a GenBank genome assembly
AUGACAAUCUGGUGGCGUGGAGCAAUCGCUCUUUUUGUGCUGAUCUUCGCGGCGGUUCUAGUUACUGGACCCAGACUGGAGGCCGGCAACCACGGCACGUGGGGAACCCUCCUGGCACAGACAGCACCGCAAAUUGAGGUGCCGAGCCAGGACAGUGCUGAGGGGCUUCCUGUCAGGUCGCAACUGCCACGUGCUGCCUUACAGCUGCUGAGGAAGCGAACAACGACAGCACCAAUGGCGACUCACGCCUGGUGCAAGAGUUGCUACGCCAAUCGUUCCAACAAGGCCGCCUUUUGUGCGGUAUGCGGUGGCAAGCUGAGCACCUAUGUGGCUGCAAAGACGAACACCAGCAGCUACACGGCCCCAAGCUCGGUAGUCCCUUGGAAGACCGAGCGGUGGGAGAGCCCACGGAGGCGGAGCUCUCCGAGGCGAAGGUGGCAGCCGGACAAGCCAGCGCAGACGGAAGGACCCAAGGAGCCCGAGAAAGGCAAGGGCAAAGGCAAGCGAACGGAGGUGGUGGCACCGCAUACGAGACAGCUGCCAAAACCCCCGUUGGCGAGGGAGCCACCGGCGCCACGAGAGCCAGGCCCGGCGCCGACACAACAGGAGGGCACCGAAGACAGUCGUCUUCUCGAGGCGCUCAUGCCGCACAUCAAGGCAGAGGACUUGCCGGAGCAACUGCGAGGUCUGAUCAAGCAGAAGGAGCAGAGCAAUGUCAAGUCGGACGCGAAGCACCUCCAUCGGUUGGUGGCGAGGCGAAGCGAGGCCAAAAGGAAUCUGGCGGCACUCCGGGACGAGAGAGCCAACUACGAGCAAUCCUGGAGCAAGUACGCGGGCGACCUCAUGAAGAUCCUGCAGGAACAAUGGGAUCAACGCGACUCCACUCUGCAAAACCUGGACAGCAAGGAGCAGGAGUGGAUGACGCAGCUUGCAGAAGCCACAAAGGAGCUGAAGGCGGCUGCCAAAGACAAGACGGAAGUCCACGCGUCAGACAGCGAGCCGAUGUCCGACACGGAGGUGGAUCGCACAGCAGAGACGGACGCGAAGGUGGUAGCAAAGCGGGCGGAGCUCACGACCUCCCACCAGAAGCUACAGGAAGCGCUGGCAGGGGUCAAAGCUGCAGCAGAAGCAGGUGCGGAAAGGGAGAGGACCCCGCGUCGAGGCACGAAGAGAGACGUAGUCACCGUGGAGGACGAAGACAAAGAGUCCAAAGCGGCCACUGCAAACAAAGCGCUCAAAGAGGAUGGAAAGCAGCCUUUUUGA